This is a messenger RNA of Alexandromys fortis (reed vole), 6004 nucleotides long. It is a transcript of the gene Prrg3, whose product is annotated as proline rich and Gla domain 3. Gene Ontology annotation, molecular function: calcium ion binding. The coding region runs from base 299 to 994 and encodes 231 amino acids. The transcript is spliced from 4 exons. NCBI's taxonomy places the organism in Eukaryota, Metazoa, Chordata, Mammalia, Rodentia, Cricetidae. The record is from RefSeq and is a predicted model, not a curated record. Gene Ontology annotation, cellular component: extracellular region.
UGCGCGCCACCGCCCCUCGGCCCGGCUUGCUGGCCUUCCCCACCUAAGCCCUGGGCUGCUUCAGCUGGCCCCACCCCUUCUUCCUCUCCUGGCCCCGAGGCCUGGUGCGCGGUGCAGGGCGACGAGCGCGGCCUGGCUACUGGGGCAAGGCUCUCGAGGGUGGCACGCCAGGCGCGGGGCGCGAGGCCAGAGCUGGCUCGGCAGGGUGCAGGGGGAGGGUCCGACGGAGCCCCCAGAGGAAAGCAGGGACAGACAGGGGGUGCUGAGGCAAGUAAGUUGCUGGAGCUGAGGGAGCAUCAUGGCUGUGUUUCUGGAAGCCAAGAAUGCCCAUGCAGUCCUGAAACGGUUCCCUCGUGCCAAUGAGUUCCUGGAGGAGCUGCGUCAGGGCACCAUUGAGCGGGAGUGCAUGGAAGAGAUCUGCAGCUAUGAAGAGGUCAAGGAAGUAUUUGAGAACAAAGAGAAAACGAUGGAGUUUUGGAAGGGAUACCCGAAUGCGGUCUACUCAGUCCGAGAUCCCUCGCAGAGCUCAGACGCCAUGUAUGUGGUGGUGCCCCUUCUGGGGGUAGUCUUGCUGAUUGUCAUUGCCUUGUUCAUCAUCUGGAGGUGCCAGCUGCAGAAAGCAACUCGUCACCACCCCUCCUAUGCUCAGAACCGGUACCUAGCCAGUCGUGCUGGGCACAACCUCCCCCGAGUCAUGGUAUACAGGGGCACUAUGCAUAGCCAGGGAGAGUCCUCUGGGCACCGAGAGGCAGGGAAUAAUCCACAGAUAGUCCUGGGGCCCAGCCGGGGAAGUAGAACCACCGUCCGACUGGAGAGCACCCUCUACCUCCCUGAGCUCUCUCUCUCCAGACUGUCCAGCGCUACCCCUCCCCCCUCCUAUGAGGAGGUGACUGCACCCCAGGAGGGCAGCAGUGAGAAUGCCAGUGUCUCUUACAGUGACCCUCCCCCAAAGUAUGAAGAGAUUGUGGCAGCCAGCCCCAAUGCAGAUAAGUAGCUGAGCAUGGGCCCUGGCUUGUAUAAAAGCCUCUUCCAGAGGUAGCCUGCUUCUUUUUGGACUUCUGAAAGACUGUGCCACCACAAAACAGCCUUAGCCUCCUUGUUGCCAAAUAAUUCCCCAACCAUGGAUUUGUAGGAAGUCAGUUGGUAGAGACAGUUGGUGUGUGUGUGUGUGUGUGUGUGUGUGUGUGUGUGUGUGUGUGUGUGUGUGUGUUUGUGUGUGUCGGGGUGGGGACCAUAGGACAAGUGUAUGAUCCCCCUGGGAAAAGCUACAGACCUGAACGCCCGGGUCUUCCAGACCCCACCCCACCACUGCCAAGUCCCCAAUGUCCUGCCCUAUCUUUAGGGACUAGCUUCUCUUAUGCCAAAGGAAACAUCUCAUGGUGUUUAUUGUGACCAGAAUGUCCACAGGCUCAUCCUGGUGGCUAUGGGGCUGUCUAGGAACCCCUGUGUAUCUGGGGACCUAGGCCACAGAGAUGAGACGGUCAAGCUAGCCCUGUGGUUUCCCCUUUCUCCACAGUUCCAUGCCUACUGUUCUUAUUUAUAUUAUGAGGACAGAAACAAAGAUUGAUCUAGGAACAAAACACAAAUAAUAACAAGUGAACCAUAAAUGAAAAUAAUAUAACCUGGACCAUUUGAAGCCCUCCAAAAGAAAUCAAUUAGACAGACCUUGGCACAGCCUUCCUCCAACACCCACCCUUAUGCUCCUGACCAGGGUGAAGUCUAUGUAUAGAUCAACCUGGUAGGAGGACAGGGGAUCGGAAGGAGGAGGGAAAGGGGCUGGGUGGCAGAGCUCCUUCCAGACCAACCAAGGGGCCCACUUCAACUCUGCCAUCUUGUUUGUGAUGUGUACCAGCUGUGCUAAAAUCAGUCCCCACUGGCACAAGCCCACAUGUAGCCUUGGAGAACUCUUUUGUGGGGAAAACUGAUGUCCUCUUCUCCCAUGGAUCCCAGGGCCUCUCCCUGGCUGUUCCAGACUGGCACAGCGAGCUCAAGAUUCCUUCUUUGUGAGACUGCUAAACCCAUAGGAUAGUUCAAACCAUGAGCACCACCUCCUUGGCACUGUGUUGUCUGGCUUUCCAGUUUUAGGAUACUUCCUUUUUUGUAAAUAGGUGCAUUGAACUUGAACUUUAGAUUGUGAUUUCUCCUAAUGAUGGUGCCCGUACAGGGAGAAGCUCCUGAAGUGUCUCUUAAAAAUUUUCUUAGUGUGGGAGCCCGUGACCUGGAGUCUAAAGUCCACCUGGGGUUUGCUCUGCCAUGGCAAGGUGCUGAUCUGCUUUCAAUGAGGCUUGGGAAGAUGUUGGGUAGAGGUGACUUGUUAUUUAAUCAAGGAUGAGGUAAAAGAGUUUGUUGAUACGAUCUCUACCUGCCCCAGCUCUAUUCUCCUGGUGUCUGUGCCAAAUCAUUUUUCCUCUGUGGUGCUUUAAAAAUGUAGCACAUUUGUGUGGGGCCCAAAAACAGUGCAUAGCGUGGGUCUGUUGGCAAUGGUUUCCAGCCCACAGAGUUGACAAGCUUCCUUCUGUCUAAGCAGCCCUUCGAGGCAGACACUGAGACACAUUCCUUGAGUGCAGCCCUACCUUGAGGCCCCAGAUGACUUCUACAGGCUGUUCCAGUACAGGGGACUUUCCCGGGGGGUUGUUUCUAGUCGAGCUCGUGUUCUUACCCCAGUGAGGUUGCCAGCUUGGAUAACUCCACCCUGUGGCUCCCCUACCUCACAGGCCCAUUGGAGGCUGAUGGAGCUAAUGCAUUGUGAAGAGCUUGAAGCCCCUUGGAACCAGUGAAGUUUACCCUUAGCAAGAUUCUCCUAGAAAUAGGUAGUAGCUGUAAGGGACUGGUUUUAGGCAAGGGCUUCAAAUGCCUCUGGUGUUGAGUGCCAACCUGAGGAGUCAAUCUCUUUCCACUUUACUCUACGUGGGCCUUCCUCUCUCUCCAGUUUCCUGACACCAGAAAUGACCAAAUGGCAUUCUUCCCUCCGUCCCUUCAUUUUGAUCUUUUCCCCUCCCUCCCUUCCUGCUUUCUUUCCUUCAUGUUUCUCUUCUUCCCUUUUCCUUCCAUUCAUUUUUCUUUUUAUUCUUUCUCUCCAUUGGUCAUCUAGUAUUGCACCCUGGCCCUUCCUAACGAAGGGAUUUAGGGCUCAGAAGUCCCUUGCUUUUUUUCGUGAUGGAGACUGGGCUCAGUCUCAUCCAGAUAUGAUGGAGAUCCUGGGGAAGCUGGAAGCUCUGGGUCAGCCCAACCUCUGCAUUUUAUUAAGCUGGUGCCUGAUUGUGACCUGGGAUAUAUGAAGACAAACUUACUCCAAUGUGACUCCUCCCCCCAGCUGGCAGAGAGUCAGGCAUAGUGACCAGAGCCACAGAAUAUGUCAAGGAAUGCCCACUGCCUUUGGCGUGGUUGAGCUGCCUGGCAGCUAGAGGCUAGGGAUGCUUGAGUAAGAGCAGGAAACUGACUCCCGAGGCCUUUUGAGAGCGAUAUGCAGCCCUCAGGAGCUGAGGACUGGAUGCAGGGUGAGUGAGUGAGUGAGUGCGUGAGUGAGUGAGAAGCAGCUCCUUGCAUGUGGCCUGUGGACUCUGGGUCAGGUGCUUCACAGAGCUCUUCCAGGUGACUUGUGCCAAGCCUCUGCAAUGGUUUUUCGCAGCAUAGUGUUUAGAUAUAUAAUGGGCAUAAUUCCUCAAGGUGCACACUUGGCUUUUGCGAAUGCCCUGUACAUAUCUUUUCAAACUCUGUCUUUGUAUAGACAUUGAUUUGAUACAAUGCUAACACUUCAGUAGUCACAGUUUUGUUUGUUUGAGACUUGUGUAUGCUUGUGUGUGUGUGUGUGUGUGUACAUGUGGGCAUGUUGUCUUCUCUCAUUGCUUCUAUCAAAUGAUAGCUGGUUUGUGGUUCUAUUUGUCCCAGGAGGGAUCUGUUCUGACGGGAAGACUGUCUUCAUUAGUGGGGCCUGUACUCUGUUGGAUCCCCUCCAACGUUUUGGCAUGGUGUCCCCUUCCUCAGCUCCUGCUCUGUAGGUGUCAGCAGCUGAAGGAAAUCUGAGAACUUUUGUGUGUGUGUGUGUGUGUGUGUGUGUGUGUUUGACUAUUGUCUUUCAGAAUGGUGGGGUUAGUUACUUAGAUAUUUUUCACUAAAAAUGAAAAGGCUUUAAAAUUUUCCUUAAAAUAUGACUGUCACCUGUUUUCAACCAAACCCUUUGUAAGACUUUUUUAAAACGAAUGGCAACCCUGUCAGUCCCCUCCCAGAUGGCCCAUCACUUUGGGUUUUCAAAAUGAAAGCACAAAAAAAAAAAAAAAAAAAGAGUGGGGCGCACAGGUGCCUGGCAUGUGCAUACCCCUGCACAGCUGUGUUGCGCCCUAGCUGAUCAGAGAGGUGUGAUCACAAGCAGCUGGACCUGGGAAACUGGGACCCCCUCUGCUAGUUGCCAAUUCCACUGCCAUUAGUGUGAAUUCCUUAGGGUGCUCCAGUGAACAAGCGUCUGCCCAAUUGUUUGGACAUUGUCCUUUUGGUAGUCCAAACAUUAGGGAUUAGGGACAGCAGUGUUUUCUGUUCAAGCAGUUCGAGCCAGAUGCUUCCACUCUCCCAGUGGAUGGCAACUCCACAGAUCCUAGCCAGAGUUGAUGGAUCCUUUGACAACCAAAUGGCAUCCCAUGAGAAAACGAAGAAAAAAAAGCCAACAUUGCCACUAGAUUGUCUUUUAAUUCGAGUGAGAGUUAAUGGCGGAGAGAGGGUGUGAGUCCCCAGGACUGUGUCUUUUUAGAAGAGUGCAUGUGUGCUCUCACUGUGUGUUUGCUCACAGUAAAGCCUGAGUUGUUGGGCUGGGCUGCUUUUCAGCUUGUCAAGUACUGAAGCUCCAUUCCCAGGCGUCACCAGUUCUGAAACAGCCACAUCUUCUGCACUGAAGUCUCCUAAUACUAAUCAGUAUAAUUAGCUAAUUGUAGACUGCUGUAAUCAGAAUGCUUCCCACUACAGUAAAAGCCCAUUAAUUUGAGCCCACUAAUUCAGAACUUAGAGGAAAUCCAAAUUGGAGAUAAUUCCCAGUAACUGCUAUUCUUGCUACAGAAAAAUAUUUGAAAGUGUCUUCCCUCAGUCAGUCUUCAGGGCCUUCUUUGUGAAAGGAAUUCGGUUUAAAAUAGGUACCCCUUUCAAAGGAAAAGCUCGAGGUAUCAAAGAUUUCUUCAUUGUGCCUUCAGCUUAGAGUUUAGCAGUUUUUGUGCGUAAGGCUCUUUCUGUGCAGGGUGAUCCCUUGUUCUCUCUCCAUUGUGGAAUGUUAGAUAUUGCAGCCUUUCACUCUGUGUCUGUAUUUAGCCUGUGAAUAACAUAGUCUGUGAUCUUGACUGCAGUUUUAACACCAGUACGUGUUUUUCAAAGUCUUCUGUAAAGCAGAUGUUGCACUCAUUCAUCCCCAAGUCUUCAAACUUUGGAGCUUCCCCUUUCCCAGGCUGUGGGAGGCAAAUCUCUCUCUAGCAAGAAUUUCUCUGACAAAGAUCUGCAAACAGCAUACCCCCUCAGCUCAAUGCCUCGACAGUGUUUCACUGUACUGCUAUCUGACCGCUGAACGUGCCUGCCCUUCUCCAGCCCCUAGCAAGCAUUAAGACUGAUAUCUAGAAUUGGGACCAACCUUCCAGCUGCUUUUUUCCUCUCAAGCUGUCUUGCCUCACUGAUGCCACUUUCCCAGGCCUGAAUCCACCUGCUAUUUCACUCUGUCAUUGUGAAUUUGUGACAGUGGCAACCCUGAUAUGUGCAACUGAGCUUAUAGAAAUGAUUGCUGUGAAAUGGAUUAAUUUUGGUACAAUUAGAAGCUGUGCUUGUUUUCAUUGUUGACCGAUGUCAGCUGGGACAUCUGUACAUUCAGUCACAUGUUGGGGUUUCAAAUGGAGCCUGGGAGCAACAAACCAACUUGCUUCUGACCUGACCUUUCCCGUGCAUGCUCUCUGGCUCCCUUUUUACAACCAUUGAGUUUAGCUGUUAACUUUUGUCUUUCUGUAUAAGAAAAUAAUGAGUAAAAAUAAAGAGCAAAUGG